Messenger RNA from Aspergillus pseudonomiae, 1477 nucleotides. RefSeq lists its product as uncharacterized. NCBI's taxonomy places the organism in Eukaryota, Fungi, Ascomycota, Eurotiomycetes, Eurotiales, Aspergillaceae. The transcript has 3 exons. The coding region runs from base 407 to 1255 and encodes 282 amino acids. The record is from RefSeq and is a predicted model, not a curated record.
UCUUUUCUUUUUCUUUUUUUUUUCCUUCUCUUUUUUUUUGGUUCAAGACUGUAACGAACUAUCAUCCGAACUAAAAAGGUAGUUCGAUCCAAUAAAUCGAUGGAUCCAUUCCACAGUUCAGCUUUGGUCUCUGGUUUGUUCCUAACUCGACCCAGAUUAAUCAAAGUGUUUUUUCCUUUUCCCUCUCUGUGUUCCUCCUCUGAUUUUCCUUCCUUGUAUUAAUUACCACUGCAUAUAUUAUCUACGUCGACUGAUUUUAAUCUCUUUGUUAUCAAUUACGGAGUAAAGUGCGCUGAUAUCCACCGACGUCAGCCGGCAUUGGUAAUUGCCCGUCCGUUAUUACAAUCCCAACCUACGAAGCGAUCAGAAGAAGAUACAGAGAGAGGCGAGAAAAAGAAGAAGAACCAUGGCUAUUCUCGACAAGGAAAGCCGUUCUCGCGGUCUCCGAAUGCCAUCACUUUCUGCGAUUAAAUCCAGAAAGAAAAACGCCGAAUCACCACCACGGAGAGAUUCAAGUUCCGACGAAGUCGUGAUACCAACACGAAUGGACUCGAUCCCGGGCCGUUCUCUUCGCUCGCAAGAGAAGGACCUGCCGCCCAACCCGCUGCCUUCUCCUCCCGCAUUCCCCUCUGCCCCAGCCGACUCGUUGUCAAACCAGUCGCCGUACCAUCACAUCAACCCUACCCCUAAAUAUGAAGACCGCCCGCUUCCCAGGUUUCCUCGAGUCCCCGUUCCCAAGCGGGAGGAGCCGCCGGUUCCGGCUCCGGCUCCGGCUCUUAUACAACAAGUAACUCCUCCAUCCAGUGAAGACCAGUACCCUAUUCACCCUCAAGAACACGUUCGGCCGAUCGAGGACCCGCUAGAGAGCUAUAUUCCCGAUCCAGAGCCAGAGCCAGAAAUCGACGGUACCAGUACAUAUAUCGAACCGGUUUCAAGCGAAGAGAGUAACGGGCCAUGGACGCCGCCAGAUUACGACCCCGUCGCCGCACCGCUAAACCGAUUACACUAUGCUUGCUACCAGGAACAUCGGUCGAUGCCCACUGCCAACAACCUCUGGCAUCCACUUCCAUGUAUGACCUGCCAGAUAUAUGAUCGAGAAAUUCGAUACCGAUGUUUGUUACCAGACGCUGCAGAAAUGCCCGAACCGCUCGCUGGCGCAGCUUAUGAAAACGAUGCCCUCCCACGAGUAGCUAUUCACUCAUUACUGAUCGUUCUGAUCUCUGUCCAGGACAUGGACAUAGGUUCUAUAGUCUAAUUUCUUAUACAUAUUUCCGGGGUGACAUUCAAAGUUCAAUAUUUCGCUACGCUCUCGUUGCCAGAGCUUGCCAUCUGUUUAUGUUAUAAUGCGUCAAGAAAACUUUGCGGAUAUUUCGUCGUUAUUUAUUUAUUGUAUAUACGGUCACUGUAGGCCGUGGUUUAGGGCAAUGUAUAGUUAUUGGGAGUUUGCCUAGACAGCAUAGAUUAAUUUUGAUCUGCC